AAUGCCAUUACAUAUUCCUAUAAUAUCCAAUAUCAUCCGUUCAUCACCACCAUACAAAAGCACACGUUUCUAUGGGUACAAAUAAUUGAAUAGAUAUAUAUGUAUUAUAGCAUUGCACCUACCAUUAAAAUCUUACGUGUCCCAGUUUCACCUACGUGGCAGCUCACAAUUUCAUGCAAAUCCGCAGCCAACACGUACGUGUGAAGACCUCAUCAACAUGCAGAAACAUACAAUUCUUUCUUCUGCAAAUUAAACCCACUUCACCUCUUUCAAUAUAAACAACAAACCUUCUGCCUCCAAUUCCAACCCCACUGCACAUCCAAAUCUUCAAAUUUGAGAGAGAGAACUCGUUUAUAAAACCUAGAAAAAUUUGAGGUUUCCAAAACUAGAAGAAAAAAAAUUGAAGCUCGAUAUUAGGUGUGGAUAUGGCGGAUUUGCGCGACGAGCACGGCAACCCGAUCCAGCUGGCGGAUCAGUUCGGCAAACCGGUUCAGCUCACCGACGAGCACGGCAAUCCCAUGCACAUCACGGGCGUCGCCACCACGCACGGCAAGGCUGCGCCGCCGCCGCCGCCGCCACCGGUUCCCGUGGCCGAACCGCUGCACGCGCCCGAACCUCAGCAUCAUCAGCAGCUGCAAGAGCAACUCCGGCGCUCGGGCAGCUCCAGCUCUAGCUCCUCUGAGGAUGAUGGGGAAGGGGGCAGAAGGAAGAAGAAAGGGGUGAAAGAGAAAAUAAAGGAGACCUUCGGCGGAGGGAAGCAAAAAGAGUCGACUGCGGUCCCACACGAGAGCGCGGCGCCAACCACGAAGACGACGGUGCCUCCGACGACUACGAGUACGACGGUGCCCGGUCACGAGAAGAAGGGCAUAAUGGAGAAGAUCAAGGAGAAGCUCCCCGGCCACCACCACAAUCACUAAGGCUGCUCAAGGAGAAGAAAAAACAAAUAAUCAUAUAUAUAAACGAUGCUGGUUGUGUAUUUUUAGCUAGCUGGCCUUCUUUUUUUAUUAAAUGUUUUUUGUUUUGUUUUGCUUGUUGUGAUUAUAUCCAUGUAUGUUUGAAGUUUUGGGGUUUCGUGCUAUAUAUUGGACAUGAAAUGAAACCUUGUGGACAUUUAUUGUGUA
Molecule: messenger RNA, 1121 nt
Organism: Salvia miltiorrhiza (redroot sage)
Lineage: Eukaryota; Viridiplantae; Streptophyta; Magnoliopsida; Lamiales; Lamiaceae
Product: late embryogenesis abundant protein
Exons: 2
Coding region: 426-917 (163 amino acids)
Biological process (GO): response to water
Source: RefSeq, a predicted model, not a curated record